Molecule: messenger RNA, 3429 nt
Organism: Ascochyta rabiei
Lineage: Eukaryota; Fungi; Ascomycota; Dothideomycetes; Pleosporales; Didymellaceae
Exons: 4
Coding region: 1-3429 (1142 amino acids)
Biological process (GO): calcium ion transmembrane transport; intracellular calcium ion homeostasis
Cellular component (GO): endomembrane system; membrane
Molecular function (GO): calcium:proton antiporter activity
Source: RefSeq, a predicted model, not a curated record
AUGGCCGACGACGACCGCACCCCCGCCGCCGCCGCCGCCGCCGCCAAAAGCAGCCAGCAGCCUCCGGGCUCGCGACAAGGCAGCUCCCACGGCGCCGAUACGCCCACGGCCGCCGCAGAGUCGGCGCGCAGGCGUCUCCCCAGCGCCGCGCUGCCCACCAGCUAUGGCUCCAUCACAUCCUCCAUCGACCGCCGCCUGCAAGCUGCCGCGCCCUCGGACCAGCCGGGCUCCAAGCCCAAGAAGCCGCCCAUAAGCCGCCGCGCCACCUCGUCCAAAUUCCCCCACAAGGGCCAGGAGUUCAGUGUCGACGACGACGUCCACGAGGUCCAGGCCGAGACGGAGCAGCAGCUCAAGGGCACCAAAGACCAGAAGCGCCAAGGCCAGACGUUGCGCCGCAAGCCCUCCAACGUCCGUCGCCCAACCGGUGCUGCCCGCGGCCCAACCCUCACCACCAUCGAAUCCACCGACGACGAUGCCACAGAGCAAGAAGCCGCCGGACUGCCGACAGAUCCAGAAGCACAGCCCGCUAGCUCAGAAGAAGAGACGGUGCGUGCUGAAGAGGACGACAGCGCUGCAGGCGACAACCGCCAUGGCGACGGCGACGGCGUUGGCGAAGGCGACGGCGACGACGACGACGACGAUGACGACGACGACGACGCCGACCUGAGCGACGCCGAGAGCUUUACCCUCAAGGACCGCCAAGAUGCCAUCAACGUCACCCAUCCCUUCGGCAUCAGGAUCUGGAAACCGGCCUUGUACAAAAAGGGCCGUUCAGUCCAGCGAAAUGCCGAAGCCGACAUUCACUCAAACCCAGGCUUGUUCGUGAGCAGGUGGCUGCUCCUCUUCAACAUCGCCUGGACCCUGGUCUUUGGCUGGUGGCUGUCCAUCAUCGUAGCCGCUGGCGCCCUGCUCUGUGCUCUGCUCUCCUUCGACGAAAGCUGCAAAGAGUACUCGCUGUUGCUCUACCACCUUGCUGUCUACAUCUUCUACCCCUUUGGAAAGUACGUCAAACUUCUUCAGGACGACCAGUAUCUAGAAGAAGACGAAGGGGAAGGCCGCAGUAUCAGCGAGUAUGAACAGUGGCAGAGCGGCGACAUUGAGGAAGGUCGCCUCUUCUUCGGUCCCACAGCUGGCCUUUCCUCCAUCGUCGGCCGUCGGCGCAACAGCAUCGACUCGACUGGCGGUGAGACCACAAGCCUGCUGGGUCGAGACGGCCGCGCCAACCUCGUGCACACGGACACUGCCAAACCCAAGAACCGAUUCUUUGGACGUGGAAAGUGGAAUCUGGGCCGUGUCGUCUUCUUCUUCUACUUCUACGGCAUCGUCACCCCGGCCUUCUUCCUCGUGUCCGGCCUCUGUUGGUUCCUGGUCUUCUCCAUCCCAAUGGGCAAAGUCAUGCUUCUUCUGUUCGACCAUCUGCGCCGCCACCCCCUCGCGCUUUCUUUCCACUCGGACAAUGGCAACGUUCGUCGCCCUGGUGAGUCAUCCUCAAUCUUGUUGUGCACCUAUCGUGCUGUGGGCAUCAAGUACUGGAAGUACACCAUUGACGGCACCAACAUUUUCCUCAUCAACCUACUUGGAUUGGUAGCCUUCACAAUCUUCGACUACUUUGUGCUGGCUGAGGCGCUAGGCUACAAGAUUUGGAUUACAGAUACUUUGUUGGUCUUCACGCUUGCACUGCUGUCCAUUAUCCCUCUGGCCUACUUCAUCGGUCAAGCGGUUGCCUCCAUCUCUGCUCAGUCUUCCAUGGGCGUUGGCGCAACCAUCAACGCCUUCUUUUCCACAGUCGUCGAAGUAUUCCUGUACUGCGUAGCUCUCAAGCAGGGUAAGGCGCAGCUUGUGGAGGGAAGCAUCAUCGGCAGCAUCUUUGCAGGCAUUCUUUUCCUACCAGGCUUGUCUAUGUGCUUCGGGGCUCUCAAGCGAAAGACGCAGCGUUUCAACGUAAAGUCCGCAGGAGUCACGUCAACCAUGCUGCUCUUUGCUGUCAUUGGCGCGUUUGGUCCUACGUUAUUCUACCAAAUCUAUGGUAGUCACGAGCUCAAUUGUCGUCAAUGCACGCGCGUCCAUCCUCAAAUGGGCCACGUUGAAACCACCUCUGAGAGGGAUUGCCGCAGGUGUUACUACUCACAGACACCAGCCCUGCAUGACCGCUUCUACAACGAAGCAGUAAAGCCAUACACAUGGUUCUCAGCAGCGUUGUUGUUCUUGUCAUACGUCGUUGGGUUGCUCUUCACUUUGCGUACACAUGCCGCCACGAUUUGGAGCAACGAGCCUGACGAGAAAGAAAAGAAGCCUUUUGACACGGUUGUGAACAGUCUUAGCAACAGCGGGCAUUUGGAAUUCCCCCACGCUACCAUGUCACGAACAGCGACCGGGCAGUCCGUAUCACGCGCUCAAAUCCGUGAUACUCAGUUAUACAAGCGCAUUGUUGGCCAGACACAACACGAGUUUGGUCUCGGGCCCGAAGAUCAGCCCAUAGCUGGUAGUCCAGCAAGCACCAAGAUGGAUGGCAACACUCCACAUCUGGUUCCGCCCAAGGAUAGCAAUGAGCACCCAACAUUCCAUGUUGAGGGUCUUACAGAUGAAGCAAGUGAUGCACUCGUGCGACACAUCACUGAGAUAGCAGCCACCACCACGGCUUUUGCCACGCGGGACGUCACUAGAGCCCCCCAUAAAGCCGCGCGAAUGGUCAGUACACCAAGUAAGGGUGACCGACCCCAUCAUCAUCGUACCACCACUACCGCGACCGAAAAUGCACCGGAAGAACAAGAAACAGCAGCUGGUCACACCUCGGGUGGCCACGAUGCCCCCAACUGGAGUCGACAGAAGAGUGCGGCGAUCCUACUCACUGCAACUGUUGCGUAUGCCAUCAUAGCUGAGAUUCUUGUCGACACUGUCGAUUCGGUAUUGGAGGGCUCAGACAUUGACGAGAAAUUCCUGGGGAUUACUCUCUUCGCCCUGGUGCCCAACACCACCGAGUUCCUCAACGCCAUAUCCUUUGCCAUGAACGGAAACAUUGCGCUGUCUAUGGAGAUUGGUUCAGCCUACGCCCUGCAGGUCUGUCUCCUGCAGAUCCCCGCACUCGUAUUCUACAGCGCCGUACAUGCUACCAACAUUCCUGCUGGCGAGAUUGCAAAGCAGACUUUCACACUCAUCUUUCCACAGUGGGACAUGGCAACAGUCAUCCUCUGCGUGUUCCUCCUCUCCUACAUGUACGGCGAGGGGAAGAGCAAUUACUUCAAAGGCUCUAUACUGAUCUUAUCUUAUCUCGUGGUUAUCAUUGGUUUCUACUUCGCCGGCUUCACUGACCUUGACCGGAUGGGCAUUGAUCCGGACGACCGGCUGGCCCUUGGUGGACUGGUUAAGCAAGAGGUCCAGUCGAUGACCUUUAAGACGAUGGGCAGAGGCAACAGCGGUAUUGCCUACUGA